AUGAGUCUCCUGCAACUACCUGCCCCGGUGCUCAUGUGUAGGCCAAUUGCAGCAUACACUACCAUCAAAUUACUCUCAAUCAUCCACAAGCACGGUCGACGAAGCAGCAAGCCAAUCCAGUCACUCAUUGCCCGGCAAAUCUGGUCUGCCGAGUCCAGAUCUGUCCAGCUCAUCGCGCGGUACGAUCCGCCGCCCAAGCUCGCCCCAAGCUACCGGCCACCACAGCUCCACAGAUCAACUGGAAGAGCCCGCCUAGGUGAGGGACCCAAGCUUCAAGCUCCACACCGCCUACUCCAGUCGGAUUCUGCCGCCCGAAACUACCAAAAAGUUCCAGUGGACCCCGCGACACGGCCGUCCUUGCACUCCGUCUCUGCCAAAAGCGCCUACCAUAUCCUGUGUUCCAUACGUAGGACACCGCCAACAACUGUAAACAUGGAGAACGACAACACAGCCACAGCUUCUGUGACCGCAAAAAGCUUGGAUGCCCAGAUGAACGACGCUCCAGCACAAUCACCCGGCGCGAAUCCAAGGAAACGAGCACGAGACGAUCACGAGGACGAUGCAGAGGAAAACGAGGACGAGCCAGCAGAGGACAACGGCGAGUCGAAGCCUUCCAAAGACCCAGCAGACGGUGCAGCAGACCAGCCCAAGAUCUCAAAAAACCAAUUGAAGAAAUUGAAGCGCCAAAAACUCUGGGAGCAAAAAAGGGAAGACCGCAAGGCAAUCCGAAAGGACAAACGGCACGAGAAGUCGGCAAGGAGACGACUCGAGCGCGACGAGAGGGCUGCCAAGAUCGCAGAGGAACAGGGCAUCGAGAAGAGCGAGGCCCUGAAGCAGAUCCUGGCGGCCGAGCAGAAGGAGCCCAAGCCAAAGGUCGUCGUGCCAGUCGCCUUCAUCCUCGACUGCGACUUCGAGAAGUACAUGCGCGAGCCCGAGCUCGUGUCAUUAGGAGCUCAGAUCACGAGGAGCUACGCCAUGAACAGAGCGGGACAGUACCAGGCGCACAUACUGGUCAGCUCCUGGGGCGGCUAUCUGAAGGAGAGGUUCGCUACGGUGUUGCAAAAUACGCAUCUCAACUACAAGGGCGUGCGAUUCCUCGACUAUGACUUUGUGGAGGCGGGCAAGACCGCGUGGGAGAUCAUGCAUGGCCCCAGGGGCGGCGGAUCUUGUCCCGCGUUGGGCGGCGAGCAACAAAAAUCGGAGGAAAUGCCCAGCGACAAGCCCACGGAAGAGGGAGAAGAUGCUCCAAAAGAUGAAACAUCAACGAAGAAAGAGGCCGCGACCGCGCCGGCCCCGGAGUUCGCAACCGAGUCCAUCGUCUACCUCUCCGCCGACUCCCCCAACGUCCUCGAGAAACUCGAGCCGUACACAAGCUACGUGAUCGGCGGGCUCGUCGACCGGAACAGGGAGAAGCUCCUGUGCCAGAAGCGCGCCGAGGCCAAGGGCAUCCGGACGGCCAAGCUGCCGAUUGGCGAUUACAUGCAGAUGGCGAGCCGGCAGGUCCUGGCGACGAACCACGUGGUCGAGAUCAUGUCCAAGUGGCUCGAGACGGGUGACUGGGGCAAGGCGUUCGAGGAGGUCAUUCCAAAACGAAAAGGGGGCAAGCUGAAGGGUGUGGACGGGGAGGGAGAGGGUGAUGAGGAAAAUGGCAAGGAUGCUGAGGCUGAGGCUGAGCAAAGUGACAACCAGGAUGACCUGGGCCAGAAGCAGGACCAGCAAGGCGACAAGCAAGAAGAGGGACCGAGUGAGGCUGUGGCAUAG
Diaporthe citri is the source of this 1761-nucleotide messenger RNA. RefSeq lists its product as uncharacterized. Gene Ontology annotation, biological process: tRNA N1-guanine methylation. The transcript has a single exon. Gene Ontology annotation, molecular function: tRNA binding. Gene Ontology annotation, cellular component: nucleus. The coding region runs from base 1 to 1761 and encodes 586 amino acids. The record is from RefSeq and is a predicted model, not a curated record. NCBI's taxonomy places the organism in Eukaryota, Fungi, Ascomycota, Sordariomycetes, Diaporthales, Diaporthaceae.